This is a messenger RNA of Cucurbita moschata (crookneck pumpkin), 2759 nucleotides long. Its product is annotated as DNA gyrase subunit B, chloroplastic/mitochondrial-like. The transcript is spliced from 21 exons. The coding region runs from base 65 to 2284 and encodes 739 amino acids. Gene Ontology annotation, biological process: DNA topological change. NCBI's taxonomy places the organism in Eukaryota, Viridiplantae, Streptophyta, Magnoliopsida, Cucurbitales, Cucurbitaceae. Gene Ontology annotation, molecular function: ATP binding; DNA binding; DNA topoisomerase type II (double strand cut, ATP-hydrolyzing) activity. Gene Ontology annotation, cellular component: chromosome. The record is from RefSeq and is a predicted model, not a curated record.
GUUCUCAUCAGCCAAAACCCCAACCUCAGACCUCCCUCCAUUUUUCAGCACAAAAAGACCUUUCAUGGCGCUUCGUAAUCUUCUUCUUCUUCUUAAAACUCCUCCUUAUCUUCACCUUCGCCUCAUGGCUUCAUCAACCUCCCUCUUCCCUUCCUCUAUUCACCUCCGCUCCCUUACUUCCGCCGCCUCUCGAGCUCCUUCCUUCAGUUUCCUUGAGUUCAGUGGGACGAGAUUUCGAGCGAGGAAGAUUCCCACUAGCUUGCGGCUGGCACAAAAUGUAGUAGUCUCUGCGAAGGCUUCCAUGUCAUCAAGUGCUGCUACUAAAACAUCGCCGGGAAGUGAGAGUUUGAAGGCUUAUGGGUCAGAGCAAAUUCAGGUACUGGAAGGCUUAGAUCCUGUAAGAAAGAGGCCUGGAAUGUAUAUUGGGAGCACAGGACCUCGUGGACUGCAUCAUUUGGUCUAUGAAAUAUUGGAUAACGCUGUUGAUGAGGCUCAAGCUGGUUUUGCCUCAAAGAUAGAUGUUGUCUUGCAUGCAGAUAAUUCUGUGAGCAUCACUGACAAUGGACGUGGGAUCCCUACUGAUUUGCAUCCUGCUACGAAGAAAUCUUCCUUGGAGACUGUGUUGACGGUAUUACAUGCAGGUGGCAAGUUUGGUGGUUCCAGCAGUGGCUACAGUGUCUCAGGUGGACUACAUGGCGUGGGUCUGUCCGUGGUUAAUGCCUUGUCUGAGUCGUUGGAAGUUUGUAUUUGGCGUGAUGGGAAGGAGUUCCACCAAAAGUAUUCUCGUGGAAAGCCGGCAACCACUCUAACAUGCCAUGUUCCUUCAAAUGAGUUGAAAGAUCAUCAAGGAACUCGCAUCAGAUUUUGGCCCGACAAAGAAGUCUUUACUACUGUAAUACAAUUUGACUACAACACAAUAUCUGGACGAAUUAGGGAGCUAGCUUUUCUAAACCCCAAGUUGACUAUAACCCUUACAAAGGAAGAUGAUGAUGUGGAGAAGAACCAAUACAAUGAAUACUGCUAUGCUGGUGGCUUGGUUGAAUAUGUGGCAUGGUUGAACAGUGAUAAAAAACCACUUCAUGAUGUAUUUGGUUUCAGAAAAGAAACGGAUGGAGUAGCCAUUGAUAUUGCACUUCAAUGGUGUGCAGAUGCAUAUUCAGACACAAUUCUGGGAUAUGCUAAUAGCAUACGGACUAUUGAUGGUGGCACCCAUAUAGAUGGGAUGAAGGCUUCAUUGACGAGAACACUAAAUAAUCUUGGAAAGAGAUCAAAGAUUAUUAAGGACAAGGAUAUCAGCUUAAGUGGUGAACAUGUUAGGGAGGGAUUAACCUGUGUUGUCUCUGUGAGGGUCCAAAAUCCAGAGUUUGAAGGACAGACUAAGACAAGGUUGGGAAAUCCUGAAGUGCGAAAAGUAGUUGAGCAAUCUAUACAGGAGUACCUAACUGAAUACCUGGAGUUGCACCCUGAUGUCCUUGAUUUAAUCCUUUCAAAAUCUUUAAAUGCUCUCAAGGCUGCUCUGGCUGCUAAGAGGGCAAGGGAGCUUGUGAGACAAAAAAGUGUCUUGCGUUCAUCAUCACUUCCCGGCAAACUAGCUGAUUGCUCAUCAACUGAUCCUGAGGACUCAGAAAUUUUCAUUGUUGAGGGAGACUCUGCAGGUGGAAGUGCAAAACAGGGCCGUGAUAGGCGCUUCCAGGCUAUUCUCCCUUUGAGGGGAAAAAUCUUAAACAUUGAGAGGAAAGACGAGGCUGCAAUGUACAAAAAUGAAGAGAUUCAGAAUUUAAUUCUUGCUCUUGGACUUGGAGUCAAGGGGGAAGAUUUUAAAAAGGAGGCUCUUCGUUAUCAUAAAAUAAUCAUAUUGACGGAUGCUGAUGUAGAUGGUGCUCAUAUCCGAACUCUGCUCUUAACAUUUUUCUUUAGAUAUCAGAAAGCUUUGUUUGACCAAGGUUGCAUUUAUAUUGGAGUUCCACCUCUUUACAAGGUUGAGAGGGGGAAGCAAGCGUACUAUUGCUAUGAUGACAAGGAGCUAAAAAGGCUUCAAAGUUCCUUCCCUUCAAAUGCAUCAUAUAAUAUUCAGAGGUUCAAAGGUUUGGGAGAGAUGAUGCCUGCCCAACUAUGGGAAACAACAAUGGACCCAGAACAAAGGAUGCUGAAGCAGUUGGCAAUUGAGGAUGCAGCAGAAGCAAAUGUCGUAUUUUCAUCUCUUAUGGGUGCCCGAGUGGAUUUCCGAAAGGAACUUAUUCAGAAAUCUGCAAAUAUGAUCGAUCUCGGGCAUCUAGACAUAUAAGUAUAUGUUAUUAGCUUCUAAUCCAAGAAGGGUAGGAACAGGAUGGUCAGCUUUGGAACUUGCUUGGUUGAAGUAUUUAUCUCAUUGGCAUUCAUCAUCGUCGUCGAUGGUGUUCGGCAGACGAACAUAGCUUUGAAUCAGGCCCACACCAUGGGAGUGCUGUGCUCAUUGGUCUGUAUAGAAGGAGAAAAAUUUAGGGGACUCCAGGGUGGUACAGUUGAGAUGUCAUUUUGAUGCAUGAAAUGUUGUUGGAGCAAGUUUUGGAUGUUUCUGGCUUGGCUCCAUUCUGCGUUUCUCCUUUUUGCCCCAUCCUGAUGUUGUAUAAUUUUACACAUAUUUAGACAACUUAGACGACCCUGUUUUCUCAUUGGCUAUCUAAGAUCGAUCGAAGCUUGGUUUGAAGUAUCGAAUUGUACCACUCGACUUAUAGGAGUUUAUCUUAACUCAUAAGAGUUUGUUCGGGGUUCUUGGACUA